AUGUUCGCAAAAAAUCAUAUAUUCUAUUUUUUCAUAAACAUAUCCUUAGCUUUAUCGUUUCAAACGAAUACCUCCGAUUAUGACGACGAUUACGUUCCUCGUGUCAUCAACGGUUAUCCUGCAAAACUAGGUGAUGCACCCUAUCAGGUUGCCUUCAAAUCACUGAUAAGACGACCCAGACUUUACAAUACUUUUUGUGGAGGCGUCAUCAUGACACCAACAAAAUUGCUCUCCGCAGCUCACUGUUUUGUAACCAAGGGCAAUUUUUGUCAGAGAUUAAUAUAUAAGGGGGGAAUAUUAAUAUCUAUGAGGAAUAAAUAUGCUGUAGCAGGUCAUUUGAAAAAUGUAGAUUUUCGCCCCUUUAUAGACUCGAACUCCAAUGGACAGUGGAGAAGAUUGAGAGGAGCUAGCUAUCCAUCGACUUAUAAAUUCCCCAGAGAUGAUAUUGCUAUUGUGUUCAUACGUUCUCCAUUUAAUUUCAAUAACUUCGUCAACAAUAUACCUAUUGCAAGUACACUAGUUGACUACGAAGGUAAAUGCCUGGCGUCCGGAUUUGGACGAAUAUCCCAAAAGAAAUCAUCGGAUAAACUCCUUUUGGCGGAACUAGAACUAAUACCUAUGAAAGAGUGUGACAGAAGGCAUCGACAAAAUAUGAGAAAAUUCGUUUGCACGUCCAGUAUAGUGUCGGAUGUUGAUAAGGGUGAUUCUGGUGGACCCUUGGUGUGUACAAACACUGGUGAUCCAAACGAAGAGUUAGGGAAAGGAGUUCUUAUCGGUAUAGUGAGUGGACAUCGGUACGGAGCUGGCACAUUCUUUACCCGAGUCUCAUCUUAUUACAAAUAUAUUAUGGAAACCAACAAAUCGAACAGAUUGAACUCCAGAAUUAGCAUUGUUAUAUUAAUACAAACAAAAAUGUUCCUAUUUUGA
This is a messenger RNA of Danaus plexippus (monarch butterfly), 927 nucleotides long. Its product is annotated as trypsin-3-like. The transcript is spliced from 6 exons. Bases 1 to 927 code for a protein of 308 amino acids. The record is from RefSeq and is a predicted model, not a curated record. Gene Ontology annotation, biological process: proteolysis. Lineage: Eukaryota; Metazoa; Arthropoda; Insecta; Lepidoptera; Nymphalidae. Gene Ontology annotation, molecular function: serine-type endopeptidase activity.